CGCCGGGCGCGAGGCAUGCCGGGAGUUGAAGUCUCCUCGGUCUGAGGACUUGGGAGAGAGGCUGAGAACAACAAACAACAGGUAGACGCCGCUUCCCGCCCUGGGCGCCGGUCACGUGACUUUUCGGUUGGCAGCCGAACAGGAGAACUGAAGGAGGAGAGGAAGGCGGCAGGAGGAGGGUUUGGGCGGCCGCGAGGGAGUCUGCGAAGGAAGGAAGGAAGAUAACUGAAGUAAAAGUGAACAUGCAAGAAGCUUAAACUCUACCGUCAAUAAGUGGCAACUUUUAAAAGUUUUGAAUGAAGGAUGGCUACUCCAUAUGUUCCUGUUCCGAUUCCUAUAGGAAGUUCAAGUAGUUUUACCACAAUUAGAAACCAAAGAAGAUCAUCUCUUGGGAGUCUUUCAACCUGUUCAGAUUCUUCAAAGGGACAGCUAGAGGAUUCUUCUAAUGGUAGUUUUAAAAAGAUGAGUGUCCCCGAUGAGAUUGGUGCCACUUCAUCUCCUUGUAAUAGCCCACUUGUAAGGACUAAAUUUAUAGGUAUGAACACAUCUAUGGAAUACUGCAUACAGCCAUCAGAAGAUAGUGAGCAAAAUAUAGACACUAGGAACUGGGAAGAUCGACCUGCCACUCCCACGAUACUAGGUUAUGAGGUGAUGGAAGAAAGGGCAAAAUUCACUGUUUAUAAAAUCCUUGUUAAGAGAAAUCCAGAGGAAAACUGGGUAGUCUUCAGAAGGUAUACAGACUUCUCCAGGCUAAAUGACAAGCUGAAAGAGAUGUUUCCUGGUUUUCGGUUGGCACUUCCACCAAAGCGCUGGUUCAAGGAUAAUUACAAUCCAGACUUUUUGGAAGAUAGGCAGUUGGGACUGCAAGCAUUCCUACAGAAUUUAAUAGCUCACAAAGACAUUGCUAAUUGCCUUGCAGUCAGGGAGUUUCUCUGCUUGGAUGAUCCUCCUGGACCAUUUGAUAGCCUUGAAGAGAGCAGAGCUUUUUGUGAGACAUUAGAGGAAACAAAUUACCGUCUGCAAAAGGAACUCAUUGAAAAGCAGAAAGAAGUGGAAGCUUUGAAAAAAAUAUUAAAUGAAAAAGAGGUUUAUAUACAUGCUAUGGAGAAAAGGAUUGGGAAUUUAAAUUUAGGAGACACGAAAUCUCAUACUUUGUCAGGACAGGAGAGUGAGAGCAGUGGAGAAGUAGAAUCAUCUGCAAUAGAGGCAGAUCAAGAAGCCUUGGAAGGAGACAACCGGUUUACUGGAAGAAGAACACCCUGAAGUCUGGGAAAUUUUAAAGAAGCUGUAGAAAGGAGGAACAGAAACCCAAAAGAAGCAUUACUGUUUGAGAGAACAAGGAAAUCAAUUGUGCAUUACCUCUGCAGACAUGCAUUAAAUGGUGCCUUUAUUUGCUUCCCAGAACAAUUAUCUGAAGACAGAAAACAUUUAUUAUCAAAACACUGGUGCAUUGUUGGAGUUAGAUUUAUGACCUGGUUUUACAGUAUUAUCAUUACUUUUAAAAAUGUGUGUGUGUCAGAAUGACUUAGUUUUGAACUUAUGUCUAAAAAUGUUUAUGCAGAAAUUUUGAUUCCUUUUUGAUCCUGUGAAUUAUGUGUAACCUUAGAAUCAGAGUUGAAAAAGUUCCACUGCUGAACAGCCUCCACCACACUCUGGGGCAGAGAGUUCCACUCCUGAACAGCUCUUACAGUUAGGAAGUUCUUCCUACUGUCCAGGUGGACUCUACUUCCCUGUAGUUUGAAGCCAAUGUUCCACAUCCUAGUCUCCAGGGCAGCAGAAAACAAGUUUGCUCCCUCCUCCCUAUGACUUCUCCUCACAUAUUUAUACAUGGCCCUCAUCAUGUCCCCUCUCAGCCUUCUCUUCUUCAGGCCCAGCUCUUUAAGCCGCUCCUCAUAGGGCUUAUUCUCCAGACUCUUGGUCAUUUUUGUCGCCCUCCUCUGGACACAUUCCAGCUUGUCAACAUCUCCCUUCAGUUGUGGUGCCCAUAAUUGGACACAGUGUGAUUUCAGGUGUGGUCUGACCAAGGCAGAAUAGACAGGUAGCAUGACUACAUUUUUUCUAGUUCUCACUCAUGAGUUGAAGAAAAGAUGUCAAGAUUAUUUUAUGCACUAUGUUUGUGGCACCUUCAACACAUUUUUAUAUCUUAAACUUUUGUAAUCCAUAGUCCACUUCCAUUGGUUUAUGUAAUAAACUAACUUCUUAAUGGCUCAUGGUGAUAUACAGACAUGCUUAUAUGGAAUUCUAAUCAAUCUCAAUGACUGAGCAUUUGGAAAAAGUGAGUGCUAAUUCUGCAGUCACUAAAAUGUAAUACGAAGCAUGUCUUGCUUUUCUGGACAAAUACUCCAGUGCUAAGAACAAAUGCAGACUGACAUCCAUUCAUGUGGUUUUGGUUGCAUUUGGCCACAAUCAUGGAGAUGGCUUUCUCCAAUUUUAGGAUCUAUUUUGCAGAAUUCCAUAGAAGCUGAAAAUUAUUUAUGAUGAUAGACAUAUCACAAAUGGAUGGAACUUUGAAGUUGCAAGAAAGAGAAAAUUAGCAUCAUUAGUCAUGCAAAAGUUUAUCCAUGGUAUCACAAUUGGUACAUUUUUCGUUAAGGAAUCUGAAAUCUUUUGCUACUGGUUGCUUAUCAUAUAACAUUGGAGCUAUCACUCUAUAUUAGGAUUUUUCCACUACCGAUUUCUGGAGACUGGCAAUUGUAUUGUAGUUAAAUGCCUGCCAGUGGAACUAAGGUAAUUACAUGGAAUUGAUUAGUACACCAUGUUGCUGUUGUAUCUUGCAUGCUAUUUAUUAUACCUGCCAGCAAUCAUACAUUCCAGUAUUUCCUGAUGUUGAUUUUCCCCCUUCCAUAUCUGCUAAUGAUUCAAAGUGUUCUCCUCCUAGCUACAUAUAUACUUUCUGAGUAAAAAUCAGCACAACAGAACAUUUGGCUUGAUUUGAAACUUACCCGGAUCUACAGUCUGGCAGUUGCAUUUUCUAUGUAUUGCAAAAUUAGAUUCCAAAGCCACUUGAAUCAAGAUUCUGCCAUAAAAUAUGGAGAGAGUAAAACUGGUGGUGGUUGAUCAUUCCCAGUAGUGCUUAGUUAUGCUUGCUCUUU
This is a messenger RNA of Anolis sagrei ordinatus, 3092 nucleotides long. The record is from RefSeq and is a predicted model, not a curated record. Lineage: Eukaryota; Metazoa; Chordata; Lepidosauria; Squamata; Anolidae.